UAUUAAAUAUUUAAUCCGUUUAUCGGAUAAUGCAGCAGUGACAAUUGAAAAUGUAUACAAACGGUCACGAAUAUAAUUUUUAUCAUCAGCUGAUUACAAAAAUUUAAGUGUAAUACAUUUAUUAUCAUGGACGGUUUAAAAAAGAGACUCGUACAGCAAUCAAGCGUCUGUUUCUCAUCUAUUGGUGAUUUAACAAUUGGAAAUCGCUACCCGAUCACCAAACUGUGCAACCAAGAUACUCAGUACGGUAGAACUGUACUGUGCACUUUAAUAGACAACAACGAUGGCGAUAAACUUAUCAAUGUGUACCUUCCUAAAUCAAUUAAACUUAAUAACGAUGAGAUUCUCGAGUUUAAUUCGAGGGUGGUAAAGAACUUGGCUUUGGUCUACAAAGGUCGCAAGGGGAGAGCGUUUGAUAUAACGUUUGAGUGAUCAAUUAAAAAAUAAAUUUUGAGUUUCUAUUAAUAUUAGAUAUAUUUUAAAUUAAUAAAUGGU
Messenger RNA from Acyrthosiphon pisum (pea aphid), 495 nucleotides. RefSeq lists its product as uncharacterized. The coding region runs from base 127 to 432 and encodes 101 amino acids. Lineage: Eukaryota; Metazoa; Arthropoda; Insecta; Hemiptera; Aphididae. The record is from RefSeq and is a predicted model, not a curated record. The transcript is spliced from 2 exons.